CGCAUCGUUAAGAAAUCAGUCCGGAGGUUCCAGUCUUUCAUGAUUAAUUACUAUCCAUUAAAAUUCAACUUCUGGUAGGCUAAUAUAGACUGGGCAGUCUUUCACCUCUAGAUCUUCAACCCCAACGAGGGUCGAGGACUCGUUGGGACGGUCGUUGCAUUUUCUGACAGAAGAGGAGUAGAGGGACAAGUUCGAAGCCAGUAGAACGAAUCGGCGUUCGUUCGUAAAAGUAGAGAAGGGAGAGGAGGUCAGCCGUUUAUCGAGCGAGCUUACCGAGCUAACGAGGAACAGAGAUAAACUGAGAGAAGGAGAGCGAGCGAAAUGGCCCCCACCUACAGCUACGAGGAAAUAGAGGGGCGCUCGUAUAAGUAUGCCUACAGCCCUGUACCAGUGAGUUCCUCUUCAGCAGUGUACGAUUCAACCACCCUUGGAAAACAUCCCGUCGAUAUUGGUGCCGGUUCGACGAGCUUUCGUGUAUCAAACCGUGUGCAAGACAAGUGUCGUGCCUCAGAAAUGGCGGAAAAGGGCUCGACGUUACUGCAAUACGUCGCUGCUGCAGCAGCCAAUCUUUGCACCGUCUCGGCUGGUGCUAUGAUGGGAUGGACCAGUCCUGUCUUACCAAAACUAGCAAACUCAGUUGAUGACAAUCCGUUCGGUAGAGUAAUCACCGCCGAUGAAAAAUCAUGGAUCGGUUCGCUGGUGUCGAUCGGAGCGAUGAUCGGACCUUUCGUCGCUGCAUACAUGGCAGAAGGAUUCGGUAGAAAACGAACAUUGUUGGCCUCGGCGGUACCAUUUCUGAUCGGUUGGAUCUUAAUCGGUACAGCCCAAGUGGUAGUCCAAAUGUACGUGGCUCGAGUUCUCCUUGGUUUCGCUCUUGGAUUUGCAUUCACGGUCGUUCCCAUGUACUGCGGCGAGAUAGCCGAGACAUCCGUCAGAGGAGCACUUGGAUCCUUCCUGCAGUUAUUCUGCACCGUUGGUCUCCUCUAUUCGUACGCCAUUGGACCGUACGUGCCGUAUCUGGCAUUCUGGAUCUUGUGCGCCCUUGUGCCCAUCAUCUUCUUCGCUUGUUUCUUCACGAUGCCCGAAUCACCGAUGUAUCUGUUGAAAGUUGGCCGAAGAGACGAAGCGAUCGCUGCGCUGGCCAGGUUGCGAGGCAAAUCAGCGGCCGGUGUGCAGAAGGAAGCCGAUGAAAUACAGGCGGCGAUCGAGGAAUCGUUCAGAGAGGAAGUCAAAUUUACCGAUCUAUUCACGGUGAAGGCUAACGUCAAGGCACUGAUCUACACCUGCCUACUCGUAUCCUUCCAACAGCUCAGCGGUAUUAACGUGGUGCUCUUCUACAUGGAGGGUAUUUUCAAGAGCGCAAAGGUACCCUUGGAAACGUCAAUUGCAACCAUCAUCGUAGGAAUAGUGCAAGUAUUCGCAUCCGGUGUCACGCCUUUGGUCGCGGACAGACUCGGCAGGAAAGUGCUGCUUAUUUUCUCCGGCGUAGGCGAAAUUCUCAGUUUGGGAGCUCUAGGUAUUUACAUGUACCUGCAAGAUGUCCAGAAGUCAGACGUGAGCAGCAUCUCCUUCCUGCCGAUCCUCUCGUUGGUGGUGUUCAUCUCGACGUACAGCGUCGGCUGGGGUCCUCUUCCAUGGACCGUGAUGGGUGAAAUGUUCUCCUCUAACGUGAAAUCCAAGGCUUCCGGUAUCACUGUGUGCAUGUGCUGGUUCCUCUCCUUCAUCAUCACCAAGUACUCCGACGAUCUUCAAACCGCGUUCGGUAAUUACAUGCUCUACUGGGUGUUCGGCGUAUUCUGUGUGAUCAGCGUCGUGUUCACGAUACUGGUGCUGCCGGAAACGAAGGGCAAGAGCCUGCAAGAAAUUCAAGACGAGUUGAACGGUGUGAGCCCAUCGAUGACCGAGUUCGGUAAUUCGGGCAAGAAAUGAAAGCAGUAUUACGGUACGUGGGGAUGAUAUCGAACCUCGUCGUCGUCGAUAUCACCCCCCUGAUACAUCGAACCAUUUGUUUUCUUCUUUCUAAGCGCAUCUUCGUACUGCCAAAGACCGUGAUCGCGGUUCUUGAUCCUUCCGCGCGAAACGGAUUCGAGACGAGUGGACACUGAUUUAGGAUCGUAGAAACGGGUCGGGGUCGACAACGCUCACCAUUUUUAAGUAUACACGCGUGUGUACAUAUUAAGUUGUAUGCAGAGAGAUGGAAGAAACGAGACAGCUUUGGACGAGUGUCCUUCGAUUUUAAGCCCAGUUUCCAUUGGUGUUAAGCGUUUAAAGAUCGGUAGAAUAGUAGAGCUAGAAGAAAUAGAACGCUAUCGCAAUGGAAAUUAGGCUUUCAAAGACAGUCAUUCAAGUAAAUGAUACGGAAGGGUUAAAACUGUUGGAUUUCGAACAAAUUAAAACGACGAAAGAUUGGAUCGAAUUUUCAAUAAUCGAACGACACUCGGAGAACUGUGAUCUGUCCCGUUUUUGAUCACGUCCGCGCAAUAAUAGUUUCUAAAUGUAUUUAUUUCCCGACAAGCCGUAGCCGUUCAACAUACGCGAUGUUUCCUUUGAAAUUAAGAGAUUUAAACGAUAUCUAAUAAUAUAAUAACGCCCUUUAAAAAAUCGUCGCAAGGUUCAAAGAACAGGUUCUAUUGGAUCGAUCUUAUCAGACGGAAAAUCAAUUCCAAGCUUCGAGAUUACGAACAAAACAAAAUCGUAACGAUAAUUCAGAUUGAUAAGUACGUCAUCGAGCGUUCUCUCGUAAAAUCGAUGAUUUGCACGCGGAAAUUCCACGGAUGCGAUCGAUCCUUAUCUAACAGCGAGCAUUGAAAAAUGACGCAGUUGGAUCUUUUUUUUUUCCUUUUUCGAAGAUCAUCGCGUGUGUCGAAGCGAGGCAAUGUUUCUAUGAUGUGAUUAGGAAGACUAAGUAAAGUUAGGAAACCUAGAAGAUACAGACGAAAGAAACUAUAUUCCUAUUUUACACGCGAAGAUUCAUAGAAAGAUAUGUUCCUAAGCGAAGAGUUUCUUGACAAUUUUGAAAAAUAGAUGGAAUUGAUUAGAGUAGUAAACGAUGAGAAGCAAUAUUUUUCUAUAUCACUGAAAUUCACCAAAGUGCAUGUUUCAGAAAUUAGGAAUUCUUUUAGUAAUUCCAGGUAAUUAAUAGUAUUCUAUGAUUCGUUUAAUAAACAGGAAAUGGUGUGUUCAAACGAGAUAUAGGAGCUGAAUCGACGGUGUAUUUUACGUUUCUUCAUUCGUUUUUCUAGUUGCUUAGAGAUACACUUCGUAGUAUUUUUUGUUAAGAACGUUUCCUUAUAUCCUUCGAGUGCAAAGAGUAUUUCACGAGGAUCAGUGUAUCGUACCUUUAGGUUUAACGCAAGUUUUUAAGCAUAAUGUUUAUUACAUUACUAUUAGCAACGCGAUUUCUUAUUCGGAGUAUUGUUUCUAGAGUACAGUUUCAAUCAAACCGCGAGUGUCCUAUCGUUCUUUUCUAUUUAAGCGAUCCAGCAACGGCUGUACUUAUCAAACUCAGCUACGCACCAAAGAUCCUAAGUAUCCACCUUUAAUUAACUCUUUACGAGAAGAGUCCAGAAAACAAUUCGUUAUCUUAGAAAAUAGAAAUCUUCAGAAAUAGCAAAAUGUUUCUUUCUCCGUAAAGGGUUGAAAAGUGUUAUUUUUUGGAUCAGUGAUACACGCGCACACAAGAGUUUUUAUGUAGUAAUAAUACGUAGCGACACAGUUGUAUUUCAUUUACAUUUGCGUUUUGUAAUUUUAAAGGAUGUGCCAAAAGUGUUGCAAAAAUUUCACGAGUAUGUUUUAAGGUGUUUGCAGUGGAAUGACAAAAGACAUAUCGAUCGAACGUGUGUUCUUUCUUGACAUAUCUUCGGGGCACAAAGUUACCGCCUAACAAUAAAUACAAUUAGAAAAUUAAUUCGUUAACACUCGAUCUCGUAAAUGACGCAACUGCUUCUUUCGAACGCGAAAGAAUAAUGAAAAAAAGAAGCAGAGGGAAAAAAAAAAGAAAUAUACGCUGGUCGUACGCGUAUACUGAUUAACGAUCAAAGCUGAUUGCAUACAUAUUCAUGCACGUAUGAAAAUAGUUGGAAGAUAUCAAGGCUGGAUAUUUUGUUCGUAAUGAAAAAUAUUGUAAACUUCCUGCCAGUGGCGAUUGCGAACUUUUUUCAAGAAGUUGUUGCACUUAAUAUGCAACCACGCGUUUCUUGUUCGUGAAUGUAUAUGCAAUUUUGAGAAUCGAGCUACACGCUGUAGAAUCAACACUUUAAUAUUCCUUCGUUUCUUCUUUCAAGAGCAAUAAGACUCUCGGUUGAGUCGUAAGACGUGAAAAUUGAAUUCGAAUACCCGGUGUAUGUCGAAUUUCCAUUUC
Molecule: messenger RNA, 4360 nt
Organism: Osmia lignaria (orchard mason bee)
Lineage: Eukaryota; Metazoa; Arthropoda; Insecta; Hymenoptera; Megachilidae
Product: facilitated trehalose transporter Tret1
Biological process (GO): carbohydrate transport; transmembrane transport
Cellular component (GO): membrane
Molecular function (GO): sugar transmembrane transporter activity
Source: RefSeq, a predicted model, not a curated record